Galeopterus variegatus (Sunda flying lemur) is the source of this 898-nucleotide messenger RNA. It is a transcript of the gene MRPL58, whose product is annotated as immature colon carcinoma transcript 1. NCBI's taxonomy places the organism in Eukaryota, Metazoa, Chordata, Mammalia, Dermoptera, Cynocephalidae. The record is from RefSeq and is a predicted model, not a curated record. The transcript is spliced from 6 exons. Gene Ontology annotation, biological process: mitochondrial translational termination. Gene Ontology annotation, molecular function: translation release factor activity. Bases 17 to 637 code for a protein of 206 amino acids. Gene Ontology annotation, cellular component: mitochondrial large ribosomal subunit.
GCCCCGAGACCCGGACAUGGCGGCUGCCUGGUGCCUGCGCUGGGGCCUGAGCCGAGCCGGAGCCCGGCUGCUCUCGCCUUCCGCGCGCUGCCCUCGCCGGGCUCUGCACAAGCAGGUGGACGGCACCGCCUUCCAGAGCAUCUACAGCCUAGACAAGCUCUACCCCGAGUCCAAGGGCCCGGACACCGCCUGGAGGGUCCCGGAUGAUGCAAAGCAAGCCAACAAUGACAUCCCUCUAGAUCGCUUGACGAUAUCUUAUUGUCGGAGUAGUGGUCCUGGGGGGCAGAAUGUUAACAAAGUGAAUUCCAAGGCUGAAGUCAGGUUCCAUUUGGCAACCGCCGACUGGAUUGCAGAGCCCGUGAGGCAGAAGAUUGCCAUCACGCAUAAAAACAAGAUCAACAGGUCAGGAGAGUUGAUACUCACCUCUGAAAGCAGCCGCUAUCAGUUCCGGAAUCUGGCAGACUGCCUUCAGAAAAUUCGAGACAUGAUCGCUGAGGCCAGUCAGACAUCCAAGGAGCCAUCCAAAGAAGAUGUUAAACUUCAGCGAAUCAGGAUAGAGAACAUGAAUCGGGAAAGGCUGAGACAAAAGAGAAUAAAUUCUGCCAUAAAGACAAGCAGAAGGGUUGAUAUGGACUGAAAUCACCUUCUACAGCCAGCAAAGACCACCCUUCAGGGUGUCGGGGCAGCUGCAGCUCAGAGACCUUUAACACCAUAAGGAAAUUCUUUCUCUUUUUUUUUGCUGUUAAUGCUUGUCUAUAACAUUGGAGCUGUCACAAGUGUGUUCAUUUGGAAUGAGGGCUGCAGGCACUGGUUGCAAAGGUCUUUAAAGGCAAUCACCAUGUUGUCAAAACUUAAGUGUCCAUCUAAUGUAUUAGCUGAAAUAAAAUUCUAAACUCAG